Messenger RNA from Ambispora leptoticha, 177 nucleotides. NCBI's taxonomy places the organism in Eukaryota, Fungi, Glomeromycota, Glomeromycetes, Archaeosporales, Ambisporaceae. The record is from the annotation of a GenBank genome assembly.
AUGGACGUAAGAACUAACAAUAUAAAUAUCAACAACUCCUCAGAGUUACUAGGUGUUGAUUCAACGCGUCAGAGUAGUGUUGGUAUACCUUCUACAACAACCUUUGACAGACAAGCUACGAUUGAAGCUUCUACUCAACAUUUGACCAACCCAAAUAGCGCAAAUUCUCAUAAUUCU